Macrosteles quadrilineatus (aster leafhopper) is the source of this 1688-nucleotide messenger RNA. Its product is annotated as sideroflexin-1-like. The transcript is spliced from 9 exons. Gene Ontology annotation, cellular component: mitochondrial inner membrane. Gene Ontology annotation, molecular function: monoatomic ion transmembrane transporter activity. The record is from RefSeq and is a predicted model, not a curated record. The coding region runs from base 142 to 1101 and encodes 319 amino acids. NCBI's taxonomy places the organism in Eukaryota, Metazoa, Arthropoda, Insecta, Hemiptera, Cicadellidae. Gene Ontology annotation, biological process: monoatomic ion transport; serine import into mitochondrion.
GGUUCACAUCGCACCGUCGCGAAGACGUUCACAUGUUUACAUAACUUGUGAUAAACGUUUUAAUUGUUGUCAGUUAUCAGCUGUUUUGAUGCCACGAGCACAGUGCCAGUUUGUGCGUCGCUGUAGUGAUAGACUUUGAGAAUGACUCUGCCAAGGGUGAACAUUGAUGAGCCUCGCUGGGACCAAAGUACAUACUGGGGAAGAGCCAAGUACUUCUUCACAACAACCAACCCUCUCAACAUAUUUUGUUCUGCGGCUGAACUAGACAAAGCUAAGGCUAUUGUAGAUAAGUACAGAGCUGGCGAGCCGCUGGAUGGACAUUCCUUAGAUGAUGUAUACAGAGCCAAAGAGUUGGUGGACUCAGCUUUCCAUCCAGACACGGGGGAGAAGAUGAUUGUCAUCGGAAGAAUGUCUGCUCAAGUUCCCAUGAACAUGGUCAUCACUGGCUGCAUGGUCACCUUCUACAAAUCCACCCCAGCUGUGGUGUUCUGGCAGUGGGUGAACCAGUCUUUCAAUGCUCUGGUUAACUACACAAAUAGAAGUGGAAAAUCUCCUUUAUCUGUUGAACAGCUGGGCAAGUCUUACGUGCUGGCUACUGGAGGAGCUCUAGCAACAGCGCUUUCCCUCAACAAACUGGCGCAGAGGGGGCCACCACUUAUGGGAAGACUGGUUCCGUUUGCUGCUGUGGCGGCUGCCAACUGUAUCAACAUUCCUUUGAUGCGCUACAGGGAAGUAGAGAACGGAGUACCAGUUUAUGACGCCAACAACAAUCAUCUCGGAGACUCUCAGACAGCAGCUAAGAUCGGCAUCGCAGCAGUUGUAUUCAGUCGCAUCUUUAUGGCUGCUCCUGGCAUGGUAUUUACUCCGGUGGUGAUGAAUUCACUGGAGCGGAAGGGGUUGCUCCGUAAGAUCCCAUGGGCCAAUGCUCCUCUUCAGCUCCUUCUGUGUGGAUUCUUCCUAACAUUCGCCACCCCAAUGUGCUGUGCACUCUUCCCCCAAAAAUCUCCCAUUCAAGUUAGCAAACUUGAGAAACCAUUACAGGAAAAGGCCAAAGAUCUGGAUCCCCCUCCAACAGUAGCCUACUACAACAAAGGUUUAUAAACUUCACUUUAUAAGUGAAACAAUACUAGACUUCUAGUCACAUCAACAUUUCUUGUAAACAGUUAGGCUAUAAUGAUAUUUGUUAUUAAUUUAAUUGGUAUUUUUUAACUUUUUUUCUACUUAAUCAUCACAUAAAGUUAGGGUUUGCUUAGAAAAUACUUGUUGUAUUUUUUAUGUAACAGUGUGGAACUUUUGUGUUAAAAAUGGCCUUUAUUGAUAUUAUCUACUUAGUCUCAACUUUUUUGUUGUGGAAGUAAAAUCAUUCCAAUCUAGAAGAAAUGAGACACUAGACUUAAAGCACAAAGUACACAAAGUAAUAGCCUAAAUUCUUUUACUUCUAUCUUGGACCUGGGACUUAAUUAAGAGCCAUAAGAAGCAGUCCAUACUAAUACAGAACAUUCCAAUACAUUAUCACAUAAAUGUGUGGGUAGCAUAACAUUUUUUUUUUAAACAGCUUACAUGUGUAGAAAACUUGUAUACAAAUUUAAAUAUUUUAAAAUCUUAAAAAAGAAGACUUCUGUAAAGAAACUAAAAUGUUCUUUCCAACAAAAGAUCUGUGUAUCCUGUGAUUAUUUUUGAACAAAAUA